UGCUCCAGUUGCUCUGCGAACCAUGAAAGCAAUCGGAAUCCUGCUGGCGAUCGCCUUGACCUCCGGGUUCCUGGUGGUCUCCGCCGUAAACUUGCCGGGAGUGCCCGUGGACUUCGACCUGGACGACCACAUCCUGUCCGCCAUUGCAGACGACAUAGCCGAGCGUCUGGCCAGGGAGUACAUCACCUUCCUGAAGACCGGAGUGGAGACGGCGGAGUUCUUGAAGCUCACCAAUCAGCUGGCCAAGUCGCACAGUGAGAAGGAUAUAUUCACCAGGAACAUGCCCGAUCUAGAGCCCAGGGAUAGCUUCUUUGCGUGCGUGGCCUGUCGCUCGGUGACGCGGGUUUUGAUUCGCACCAUUCGCGAGGAGGACGGCGAGCUCCACGGGGAGAAUAGCUCCGUUCUGAUGAAGGAAUUCGCUAUGGACGUGUGCCGCCGCUUGAAUCUGCAAACGGAGGAGGUCUGCGAGGGAUUGAUCGAUUCCAACCUGCCCUCCGUGGAGUACAUCAUGAGGAACUCCGAGAGUGAUUCCCAGAGCUUCUGCUCCUUGUUCAUGGAGUUUAACUUCUGUAACACCGGUACAAAUCAAGAUUACAAUUGGACCUUGACUAUAGACAAUACUGGAGAGGCUUCGGCUGGCCCCAAGUCGGACACUCCCACCUUUCAGGACUCGGACAUCAGGAUCUGCCAGUUCUCCGACAUUCACCAUGAUCCCUACUACACCCCCGGCAGCCUGGCCACUUGUGCGGAACCCAUGUGCUGUCAGAGGAACAAGGAGACCACCGAGGGUACGUCGGAUGCAGCUGGAUACUGGGGCGACUACCGGGACUGCGAUCUGCCUUGGCACGCCUUCGAGUCAGCCUUGGACAACGCGGUGGCCAACUCCAAGUGCGACUUCAUUUACCAGACUGGCGACAUAGUGGACCACAUGGUGUGGGCCACUUCCGUGGAGAAGAACACCAUGGUGCUGACCAAGGUCAGUGAGCGGCUAAACGCGGCCUUCGGAGAUGUACCCGUAUAUCCCUGCAUCGGAAACCACGAGCCUCAUCCACUCAACCUCUUCAGUCCCGAGGGCGUUCCAGAUGAGAUCAGCACCAAGUGGCUCUAUGAGCACCUGUACAACGAUUGGUCCAAGUGGCUGCCGGCUGAAACCAAGGAAACCAUCCUUAAAGGAGGUUACUACACGGUGGUGCCCAGGAAGGGCUUCCGUAUCAUCGCUCUAAACAGCAACGAUUGCUAUACGGACAACUUCUGGUUGUAUCACAGUGGCACGGACAAGAUUCCCCAACUCCAGUGGUUCCACGAUACCCUGUUGGAGGCCGAGAAGAACGGGGAGUAUGUCCACGUGCUGACCCACAUUCCUUCGGGCGAUGGAACCUGCUGGUCCGUUUGGGCUCGGGAAUUCAACCGCUGCGUAUCCCGCUUCAGGUCCACAAUCAGUGGCAUUUUCACAGGACACUCGCACAAGGACGAGCUAUUCGUUUACUACUCGGAGGAUGAAGGACACCCCACCGCAGUGGCGUGGAACGGAGGUGCUGUUACCACCUACUCCAACAAGAACCCCAACUACCGAGAGUACGCCGUCAAUCCCGAAACUUACACUGUGACCAACCACUGGACGUGGAUUUACAACCUGACUGCUGCCAAUCUGAAGCCAGAUGAACAGCCCGAGUGGUUCCUGGAGUACGAGUUCAUCAAGGAGUUCACGGAAGAUAUGAGUCCGGCCGGAAUCAGCAAGCUGCUCGAUGAGUUCGCCGAGAAUCCCGAAUUGAUGAGAAAGUACUGGCGCUACCGAGUGACCUCAGCAGAUCCCCAGGUGAAUGGAGGUUGUGAUCGCAGCUGCUUGGCAGGAUCUCUUUGCCGAGCUGCUGUGACCAUCAAUUCCGAGCGAGAACGCUGCGAGGAGCUGCGUGAGAAGUUGUUUGCCUCGCUGGACAAUGAGGAGAGCACAUCGUCGUCGGGAAGCACUGAAGCCACCACCCCAAGUCCCAGCACCCCAGGGGGCAACGAUGACAACGACGGUGGAGGAUCCUCCACUUUGGGACUGCUCAGCGUUAGCUCCCUGCUGGCUAUAGUCCUCUCCAUCCGCCUAGCCUUGUAGUAAUCCUCAUUUGUACCCCCUAAGUUAUAUAAACCGAAUGGAUUCCAUUCUAAAAGUAACCGCUCUCAAGUGGCAAAUAGAAGUAUGCGCUUAUCCCUAUCG
Drosophila melanogaster (fruit fly) is the source of this 2203-nucleotide messenger RNA. RefSeq lists its product as uncharacterized. Gene Ontology annotation, cellular component: extracellular region. The transcript has 4 exons. The coding region runs from base 23 to 2101 and encodes 692 amino acids. NCBI's taxonomy places the organism in Eukaryota, Metazoa, Arthropoda, Insecta, Diptera, Drosophilidae. Gene Ontology annotation, biological process: sphingomyelin catabolic process; ceramide biosynthetic process. The record is from RefSeq and is marked reviewed. Gene Ontology annotation, molecular function: sphingomyelin phosphodiesterase activity; hydrolase activity.